Molecule: messenger RNA, 1426 nt
Organism: Xyrauchen texanus (razorback sucker)
Lineage: Eukaryota; Metazoa; Chordata; Actinopteri; Cypriniformes; Catostomidae
Product: solute carrier family 35 member E3-like
Exons: 5
Coding region: 176-1117 (313 amino acids)
Cellular component (GO): Golgi apparatus
Molecular function (GO): antiporter activity; nucleotide-sugar transmembrane transporter activity
Source: RefSeq, a predicted model, not a curated record
GUGAAGAAAGAUUCCUCCAGUCCUAUAAUGAAAGCCUUUCUGAACCGCUUUCACGCUGUCAGUCACAGAAAGAGGUGGAUUGUUCCGUGCUGAUGCAUUACCCAAACAGACGCUUGAAACUGUUUGUUCAGAUUUAUUUUCAGAAGAUUAGAACUGUUUCUGAAUCAGCUCAGUUAUGGCGACUCGACUCUAUGAUCUGUUCGGAAACAGUCGGAUUAUUGCAGGACUGCUGGUCAAUAUGCUGUCUUCUAUCUGCAUAGUGUUCAUCAACAAAUGGAUCUAUGUGCACUAUGGCUUUCCCAAUAUGACAUUGACUCUCGUUCAUUUCGUGGUGACAUGGCUGGGGCUGUACAUUUGUCAGAAGAUGGACAUAUUCUCUCCCAAGAGUUUCAGACCCUCUAAAAUCAUCCUGCUGGCUUUGAGUUUCUGUGGCUUUGUUGCAUUCACCAAUCUUUCUCUGCAAAACAACACUAUAGGAACAUAUCAGCUGGCCAAGGUCAUGACAACACCUGUGAUUAUAGUCAUACAGACCGUGUACUACAGAAAGACAUUUUCCACAAAGAUCAAACUCACUCUAGUGCCAAUCACACUAGGGGUCAUGCUGAACUCUUACUAUGAUGUCAAGUUCAGUCUUCUAGGUAUGGUCUUUGCCACACUAGGAGUCUUUGUCACUUCACUGUAUCAAGUGUGGGUUGGCACCAAACAGCAUGAGCUGCAGGUGAACUCUAUGCAGUUACUGUAUUAUCAGGCACCCAUGUCUUCGGCAUUUCUCUUAUUCCUGGUGCCAUUCUUUGAACCGAUCACUGGAGAUGGUGGCAUCUUCGGCCCCUGGUCAUUCCAGGCUCAGGGAAUGGUCUUUCUAUCUGGAGUUAUCGCCUUUCUGGUCAACUUGUCCAUAUACUGGAUCAUUGGGAACACGUCACCUGUUACCUACAACAUGUUUGGACACUUCAAGUUCUGCAUCACAUUACUGGGUGGGUAUGUGCUCUUUCAGGACCCCUUGUCUUUAAAUCAAGGUUUGGGCAUCCUCUGCACCCUCACUGGCAUCCUGGCAUACACUCACUUCAAACUUGCAGAGCAGGAGGAGGGCAAAAGCAGGCUCACUCAAAGGCCAUAGGCCAGCUGAUAUGCAGAUCAAACGAGCAAGCCAGUGUUCAGGAAUAGAUAGUGAUGCUCAUAUAAAGGAGCAUGAAGAGACUAAUCAAACAUAAAUUGGAUGGAAGUAGAUUUGAGCGAUGGAGGCUGUAAGCUCGAAACAGCAUUUGAAAUGAACCACAUUUGUGUAUUUUAAAAAUAUUAUUUUUAAGUAUUUGCUGAGCUUGAUGUAGCUGACUGUCCGCUACCAAAGCUCUGACUGUUCAAGCACAUUUCAUUUGUAAUUUUGUGAGUUUUAUUUCAUGAUGUAUUUUCAUAUGCUGUGCACAUA